CCGCUCUCCAGCCACCUGGACGACUCACAAAGCUGUUUCUCUCUCCUCCCACGUUUAAAAACUGGAUGAUCCAAACUGAACUGCCAGGGCACAACAGGAGGAAUCCAGUGGAUCCAUUCGUAUUCUCCCUGCAGCAGAUGGAAGAUGGACUAACUUCUACUCUUGCGUUUGGGCAAACACGAGGCACCAAUGCAUUAUUUAUAACGCCGCGCCACAUUUUAUUCUGAAAGCGUGGAAGGCAUCCCGGCCGCUCCAGUCAUGUGAGGCCGACACACGCAGGGAGACGGGCAGAGGAGACGGAGGAACAGGGUGACGGUUGGAGCACACCUGCCUGCUGAGCGUGUCUGACGCCUCGCUUGCUGUCUGAUUGGCCGCCCCGCUCUCUGGAGUUUGACUACCAGGCUGUUUCCUUUAAGUUCUCAUGCUGCUCAUUAAGCAGGGCUAGCUCCCUGCAUGUGUGUGACUGUUAAUGUGUCGAGGCGCCGUUUUGGGAUUUGCACAAGCCUCCACCAAACGAAGCAGGCGUGGUGAGGCUCUGAGUGAGGAUUAGCUGAUGGACUUUUCAGACAAGACUCUCCAGCUGCGACCUCCUCGCUGGAGGAUUAAAGAAAGAGAAAGGUUUCACCUACAUGAGGAGACUCUCGGGGGACUCUCUGAAGGACGCAAACUGGGUUCAGCUGGACACGGACACGUCUAAAGCCCGGAGCCUUCGUAGAUGCUGGGGGAAAAGAAACUUUGGAGUGACCAGAUAAGCCAGAAAGCACAAACUGAUCCAUGAGCUUGUUUUAUAUUGAUUUUUCUCAGCAUCCAAGAAUCUUGUCUGACCACUGCUGGAGAGGUCGCUAAUCUAAUCAGAAUCCAUCAUUUGUGCCCCGCAGAGCAGGUGGAGUGGUGCGAGAACGAAGCAGGAAAUCAAUACAGCAGCAUUUGUUUUGGUAUCUGGGAUGAGGCAGAGUAUACAGAUGUUGCACAUGAGUUUGUCGUUCCGUUUCUGACCCUGUGUGUGUGUGUGUGUGUGUGUGUGUGUUCUGUUAUCUUAGCUGCACAGCAAGGACUUACAGCUUCUGGGUGUCAUGAGCACCAGUUCUGUGCCCUUUCAGUGAAGUUACGUUAGGAAUUAGCUCCAAGCAAGGACUGAUCCUUCACCAGAUGACCAGAGCAGGAGAGUGUGCUGACGGGGGGCUCUCAGGGGGAAGCGUUAUCUCAGCAGACACACACUCACCACAACCUGGAAAGCUGCGAGCGUAGCAGGUGGGAAGCAGGGAGUGGGAGUGAGGAGCCGUGGGAUAGUUGCAUUGUUUGGAUGUUGUGAGUGUGGGGGGUGUAGCAGAGCUCCUCCGAAGAGGAAAGCUGCAGCUGAGCAAAACAAGUACAAGAGCACAAGAGCUCCGACUGGGAAAAAGACGCCUGAGACCGGCGCCGGGUGUACUGGUGAAGCACAAUCGAGCAGGUUCCAGAACGUCAGGGAAACGCUGGCCUGGUGUCGGGUCUGCAGCAAGCACACAAGUUUGAGCAGAAUCUCUGUCUGCCUGAAGCAGAAAUCAUCGCAGCGCUCUGGUUUUUACCGGACCUGUGCAGAGGAGACAGAGGGAAAGGGUGACAGUUGGAGCGCCCGGAGCCCAGAGGAGCCAAUUAAACAGUUUUCCCUGCUCUGAGGAGGACUGGUGCUAUCAUCCACAGCCCCUGUGAAUGAGGGUGGGGCUCUUCGACUGCCACAGACAAAGAAGACUAGCAUCGGGGGUGGUUCCCAGCUGGACAAGAAGUCCAGCUCCUUGUUGGACGCCGCCAUGGGCUGCAACAUGUGUGUGGUUCAAAAGCCCGAGGACCAGUGCAGAGUGAUGUUCCAGGUGAAUGGAAAGGAGUUGUCUCGUCUUUCGGGAGACCCUACCCUGGACAUGAGGGACCCGGUCCUGUCCAGCAUCCUGAGGAGGGGGGCCCGCAGACGGGCGGGCCCAGCUGGGGCUCCAGGAGGGCAGGUGCCAGUGACCAUGGGCAUGGCCGACUGUGUGGACAGCUGCACCCAAACGGACAUCAGCUUCCAGCAUAUGUUGACGUUGGGCAGGAGCAGCCAGCACCCCUGUGGAGCUCCGCCCCCACCCUCCCCUCCUCUGCCACCAGUACUGGAGCCGUACCUGUUCAACGAACUCUUCCCAGAGCCGGUGUACUACGACCCCACCGACUACUUUGACAUCGCUCAGCACGACGUAGACCGUCACGAUGAGCUGGAAUAUGAGGAAGUAGAGCUGUACAAGUCCCGUCAGCAGGACAAGCUGGGUCUGACGGUGUGUUAUAGAACUGAUGAUGAGGAGGACCUCGGCAUCUAUGUAGGAGAGGUGAACCCAAACAGCAUCGCUGCCGUGGACGGACGCAUCCGUAAGGGAGACAGGAUACUGCAGAUAAACGGAGUGGACAUCCAGAACAGAGAGGAGGCGGUGGCUAUUCUCACCAGGGAGGACAGCACCAACGUCUCACUGCUCCUCGCAAGGCCCGAGAUCGAGAAUGACAACCAGUUGGAUCCUGAUGAGCUGGGCUUGGAGCCGCUAGACCGGGCCGUCCACCUGAGCAGCAGUCCCAGAGGGAGGACCAGCCCCUCCCUUCCAGGAGCUGGACCGACCAGGGGUGUAUUUGGAGGUCUGCUCCCUAGCCACAGGGACUCUCCUGAUUUGCUCCAGACGGUUCUGAGCAACAGCCAGGAGCUGGACAGUGGGGUUGGACGCACAGAUGAAAGCACACGCUACGAGGAGUCCUCAGAGCAUGACCUUCUAGGGGACGACCACACCAGCGCCUCCAACACCAAUGCUACCAACACACCGGGCAGCAUGCGCAAGUUUUUGUCCAGCAGAGGGGACUCUCCUCCCCUGCUGCACUCCCAGGACCUCCAGUUCAGCACAGACUCCCUUCUGGGACUGGACUUGGUUAGUGGAGGAGGCCUGGAGCAGUUGGAGCGACUGGAGAGGACCUACAUGGCCGACCCUGUCAGGAUGAUGAUGCCUGGGCUAACUGAGGAAGAGUGCGAGAGGUACAAAGAGCUCCUGGAAAUCAAGUGUUUCUAUGAGAAGAACUAUAACGCUCAGGAGCUGGCGCAAGAAGACGCAGGGGUCCCUCUGGAUGAAAACAGAAAUGAGAGCUUGACACAGCAUGAGAUGGCCCUCCUGGAGGAGGAGCUACGACACUUAGAGUUCAAGUGUCGGAACAUCCUGAGAGCGCAGAAGAUGCAGCAGCUAAGGGAGCGUUGUAUGAAGGUGUGGCCUCAUGAGGACAAGAAUGGCGCCGUGGGACCUGAACGCGUGGAAAUGAACGGUCUGUUGGUGGGGGAGGAGGGCAGUCAUCACGCUCUGUCAGACAUCAGCGAGCUUCCAGAAAGGGAGCGCUCUGAUAAGGACAGCACGAGUGCCUACAACACUGGAGGGGAAAGCUGCAGGAGCACGCCUCUCGUCAGCGAACAGCACCCCUCACCCUCCACACAGAGUCUGGAGGGAGCGGAGACUCUUCCCCCUCCCGGGGCAAUGCCUCCAACCUGCAGCCGGCAGACAGAGAGAGCAACCAGGUCUGAACGACGGGACGGAAUACAAGCCAACCUAAACCAAACGUACUCUCCAAGUUCCCACAGAAGAGGAGCUGAGAACAAGACAUCCAGUCCAGGUGCAAAGGUCAGGUCUCUGUCCCGGGAUGUGGGAACCAGGAGGGGCUCGGAUGGAGGCGUGAGACGGAAUCCCAAAGCCAGUGGGACGUCAGAGAGAGCUGGUGGGCGCAGUGCAGAAAACAGUCCUUAUCUGUCCCGUCGUCAGACUGAGCAGCCCCCUCAGCGUUACCUGAGCUGCAUGCAGCUGCGGUCCCCCUCAGCAUGCGAGCGCCUUGGGGGACUUGGGGGGAAUGCCCCCAGAGAGGGAGCCAUGGAGUUAGGAGGGGAUGACAGUCCCAUGAGCUUGGGCAGCACCUGUAAAGAUGCUCCCCUGGCCCCAGGUGCUGUCCCCUCGCCCUUGUCUCCUCCGCUGCUGCCUGCGUCUCCCAGAAUGGAGUGGAAAGUCAAGAUCCGCAGCAACGGCUCGCGCUAUGUGGCCAAGCGGCCUGUGAGGGAUCGCCUCCUAAAGGCACGUGCCAUGAAGAUCCGAGAGGAACGCAGCGGGAUGACGACAGACGACGACGCGGUGAGCGAGAUGAAGAUGGGCCGCUACUGGAGCAAAGAGGAGCGCAAGCAGCAGCUGCUGAAAGCUCGAGAGCAGAGGCGGCGGCGCGAGUUCAUGAUGCAAAGCCGGCUCGACUGCCUGAAAGAUCGGGAAAGGGAGCAUGGCAGCAGUGGAGGGGGGCAGCAGGGGGCCACGCAGCAGCAGGAGGCCACCUCCAUCUUAGAGCUUUGCCACCGCAGGAGCAUGAAGAAGCGCAGCCGCAGGAUCCUGGACAACUGGUUCACUAUACAAGAGCUGCUGACACAUGGGAGCAGGUCGGCCGAUGGGAAGAAAGUUUACAACCCGCUGCUGUCUGUAACCACCGUCUGAAACUAGACGGAGAGGGAAAGACGCCGCGGGUAGGAAAAGAUCAGCGGAUCCAUAAACUAGCACACCGGACACCACUCAGGACUGAGAAUGCAACACGUUUGUGAUACUGAGUUCUCAAAUGAAGAUCCAAACGCAUCCCGUCCAUGAGGGCACAGGUCUGUAGGCCAAAACCAGAGCACAGCCAUGACAUCCUUACGGUUUUGUAACUGAUGGUGAACGGGGAAGAAACGACGCCGCUGCAAAAAAAGCAAGAGAAAAAGAUUCCUCACGUGCCAUAAAACAUGUUUACGUGAACCUUUGAGUUAACGAAGCACAUCUUUACAAUGUUUUCCGUGCCGCUACAUGUUUUUAUUAUUAAUGUUGCUGUGUGUGUGCUCACGGUGGCGCUUUGCGUUCAGCGUCGCCGUCUGAGCGCAGACGCCUGUUUUAACGAGGAACUAAGCCGUGCCUUUCUUCCAGGCAGAAUCAACCGAAGCACAGUUUAAAAGCAGUAAAUGCUCGAGCAUGGAGCGACGUGCCUCUUGGGAAAGAACAGAGCAGCAAAACAGUGUUUUACUUUAUUUUUGAGACAAACGUUUCAGGUCGUCAAAAAAGUCCAAAUCACAGAAAUACCAAAUCAAUACAAAAGGCAGAUUUUAAAUGAAGAUUUCAUUUGAGAGCAAAAGACUUUCCAAAGCAACCGGACCACAUCACUCCUGUUCCCUCAGGUCCACAAACCAGAACCUUCUAGAAGUGAUCGCUCCUUCCAGACUGUUGCACUUUCGUCCUUUAUCCGUAUGGACGGUCUGGUCACCUUCACACCUUUGUUGUGUUUUUGUUUUUCAGAUCAUCGUGGCGAUGCUGGUCAUGAAAUUAGAACAUCACGACAAAGUUGAUUUAUUUCAAUAACUCCACACAAAAAGUGAAACGUGCAUGUUAGAUUCGUUCAUCACACACAGACUGGUGCAUUUAGAUGACUUCUUUAAUUUUGAUGAUUAUAACCGACACUUAUGAAAAUCCCAAAUCGUAUUGGAUAAUAUAAGAAAUGUUAGAAUAUCUCUCAAGACUAAAAUGCACAAUAAGGAAUUUUAGAAAUGUUGGCCAACUGAACAGUAGGAGCGUGUACACCACUCAGUAUUUGGAUGGGGCUCCUUUGGCCUGGAUUACUGCGGUGUGGCGUGGAGUCCAUCAGGCUGUGGCGCUGCUCGGGUGUUACGAGAGCCCACGUUGCUCUGAUAGAAGCCUCCAGCUCGUCUGAAUGGUUGGGUGCGGCCUAUUGCAUCUUCACAACAGCCCGUAGAUGUUCUAUGGAGUUAAGGUCUGGAAUACCAUGGUCCUUAAACCCAGGGGCAGAUUUAGCUAUUUGGGGGCCCAGGGCGAACACAGACAUGGGCCCCCUUACACUAAAUUUUCGACAAUCUUAUCUUUAACUGGAUUUGUGAAACUCUCCCCUCUUCUGACACGAGUUAGUUUCACUUUUUAUGAGUCCUCCUCUUUUUCCUGUCUUUCUCUCCCUUUGAGUGCUUUCUUCUUCCUGUCAGUGCUCCUGUGCUUUUGCCUUUCUUUUUUUUUCUUCUAUUUUCAAUUUUGGUCUAUAUUUUCCUCCCUUUAAACAUUUUCCAUUGUCUUUCUUUUCUGCUUCCUUUUGAUGUUUACAUAGAAAAACGACAUCACUUUCAGAAGUGAAGAUAAAAGCUUUUUUAAAGCACGCUGCUUCUUCCUCUUAUUGGAGCCACUAGGAUAACUCCAUUUCAUGCUUCAUGUUUUGACUAUUGCUUCGAGUUUGUUACAAACGCUCCCGUCUCUCUUCUUUUUCUGAUUUCUCUUCUUAUUUGUGGUCUUAUGGCACUUGGCAAACAACAAUUUGGUGCAUUACCGCCACCACCUGGAUUGGAGUGGAAUGACUACCAAUCACUUCCUGUUUGUGCAUCAGCAUCUUAAAGAAAUAGUCCAUUGUGGCAUUAACAGACGGGUGCCAGCAGUCAGGGAUGGGGGCCCCCUGGGCGGCCGCCGACUUAUGCCUAAUGGUAAAACCACCACUGCUUAAACCAGGCACUGGUAGCUGUGGUGCUGUGUGCAGGAGCCAAGUCCUUUUGGGAGAUGAAAUCUGCAUCUCCAUAAAGUUGGUCAGCAGCAGGAAGUGCUCUAAAACUUCCUGGUAGAUGGCUGUGUUGACCUCAUUUGGACCUCAGGAACUCAAUGGACCAGCACCAGCAGAUGCCAUGGCACCCCUGACUGAAGCCGUUUUUCUGUCUCUCACAGCUGUGAGGAGCGCACACACACACACACACACACACACACACACACACACACACACACACACACACACACACACAUGCAGUGCUGCCAGACACAGUAAAGGAGGACCCAAAAUCAGAGUCCGAGAGUCUCCAAAAGCAAGACUGCUCAGGCCGCUUCGGUUUAAUAAUGGAGACACAGCAGUCACGGACUUCUCGGCGUUCUUUUGGCCCGCCCACACGCUUGGAGAUGCGCUCAUGACAUCACAGACCGCCCAUGUUCUUUGUAGUCAUGCUAAUUAUGAACUUAUACAAGCCGAUAAAUCUCAAAGUACGUGACUGGCGUGGUCGAAACACCCGUCACUACUUUUCAGUUUAGUUAAAGUACAACAUGUGUGAUCCAGGACAGGGGCGGAUUAAGGACUGAAGAAGAUCCUGCGCUUAACACACAAGCGAGCGCGCGUGCACACACGUGACACGCUCUAGUCAACACAUAUAUUUGUCGUGUACCACAUAAUUUUUAAUCUGUAGCUACAUAUUAAGCAUAUUCAGGGCAGAGUAUUGUUCCUGUUAGUGUUUAGUGUGAGAUGAUAGUAAAUAUUCCCGCUCUUUCUCCAACAACUUUACCUGAUAGUAAGCUAACUUUAGGCAAACCAGCAGCACAACAAAUAUUUUCAAAUAAGACUCACAAACCUGAGUCAGCACCAGUCUCAUCAAAGCUGGGGUUCUGUCGCCGUACUUUUGGUCUAAAAACGUCCUUAUGUCCAUCUUCACUCAUGCGUUUCAGGCAGAGAGUGCAGAAGAAGCCGGCUGCUGAAGGGCUUCUUCUUCAGUGGUGGAGGCUCAGGCAGGCUGUAUACAAACUACUGCCAGCUGCGCCCUCUCUGUUGGACUUUGGUACUGCAUGUUACUUCUACGUUUGAGAUCCGGGGCUUUUCAUGAAACAUCCGGGGCUUCAGCCCAAGUAGCCGGGCCUAACGCCGCCCCUGUUGUACACUAUUCUACCACAUCUUGUCCUUCCCUUGUCCUCUCUGUUAAUGCGCUUGAACACAGAGCUGUGAACAGCCAGCCUCUUUAGCAAUGACCUUUGUGGUGUCAGCGGUCGUCUUUUGGACAACUGUCAGGUCAGCAGUCUUCCCCAUGAGUGUGUAACCUACAGAGCUAGACUGAGAGACCAUUUAAAGGCUUUUGCAGGUGUUUUGAGGUAAUUAGCUGAUUGAAGUGUGGCGCCAGGGGUCUCCAAUAUUGAACCUUUUCACAAUAUUCUGAUACUGGAUUUUCAUCAGUUGUCAGUUAUAAUCAUCAAAGUAAAAGAAAUAAACCAGUGUGUGUGUAAUGAAUGAAUCUAAUACACAAGUUUCACUUUUUGAAAGGAAUUACUGGAAUAAAUCAACUUUGUUAUAUUCUAAUUUUAUGACCAGCACCUGUAUUUGUUUGUUUCUGGGAUGAGCGCUAUAUAAAAACAAUUUACUGACAUCAUGUAGAACGUUAGCUUCAGCUCCACCAGCCACAGACAUGUAGAAACCCCUCAGCGGUUAAGGUCAGAGGCCAUAGCUCAAAGAUGAGAUGUAAGCCUUCCAACGUAAGGUGUCAGAGACAGGAAAAGGUUGGUCUGGAUAGUUUUUUUUUUUGCCUUAAAUGAAAUAAUUUAAAAACUGAAUUUUGUAUUUGCUCAGCUGUUUGAAGAUUUGCAGAUCUGAAACGUUUUAGACCUUAAAAGGCAAAAAAAGAAAUGAAACAUUCGUCCCAGAACGGGUAAAGACCCAGGAUUCUUCCUGAAGGAGGCGCUCUGUUGGCACAUAGAGGUUGUCGGGCUGAGUGAGUAGAACUGAUGACCUUUGGGUUUGACGGCUGAGCCACAGCUUCACCGUUACUCUGUUCCAUCAGCAGGGCUACGUUUACACCGUAUGAACCAGCGACACCUGCACCAGCCUGCCUCUCCGACUCUUUGCUCCUCUGAAUGUGAAAUAGGCAAAAGUCACACGUUUAAUGUUGAAUAAAAGCUGCUUUUUUUCAUUUGGUUUCAUGCAUGUUUGAUAUAGACUUACUCUAGUUGUUGUCUAUGACCUUGUUAGAACCCUAGCGUAGACAAAAACAUCACAAUGUCAUCGUUUGUCCAAAAUUGUGACGUGUUUUACAUCCAAGCUUUUUCUAAAUAAACGCUGUGAUGGUGAAA
Molecule: messenger RNA, 8888 nt
Organism: Nothobranchius furzeri (turquoise killifish)
Lineage: Eukaryota; Metazoa; Chordata; Actinopteri; Cyprinodontiformes; Nothobranchiidae
Product: PDZ domain-containing protein 4
Molecular function (GO): protein binding
Source: RefSeq, a predicted model, not a curated record